AUGGAGUCCGCUCGUCCCCCACCAGCAGCUCCAAACAAAAGCAAAUUAUCCCAAACGCUUAAAAGAGCGAUUCUCCCCAAAAAGUCCACGAAAAAUCCCUCGUCCCCCGCCGGAUUCUGCCUUCCGAUCAUCGCCGACGGUAAGAAAGCGAGAUGCUUUUUCGAGUCCCACCGGAAGCACCUGGAGAGAGAGAGCGCGGAGGAGGUGGAGGAGUCCAGGGCGAGAGCCUUCGUGGCCAGGCUCUUCGCCGCCGUCUCCUUCAUCAAGGCCACCUACGCCGAGCUCCAGACGGCGCAGCUACCGUACGACGCCUCCGCCGUGAAGACCGCGGACCAGGCUGUGGUCGACGAGCUGAAGUCGCUCUCGGAGCUGAAGCGGCGGUUCCUCAAGGACCAGAUCGGCUCCUCGCCGCCGCACGUGACGGCGAUGCUGGCGGAGAUUCGGGAGCAGCAUGCCCAGAUGAAGAUCUACGAGAUCACGAUGAGGAAGAUGCAGGGAGAGAUCGAAAGGAAGGGGCAAAGCGCGGCCGCGCUCAGGGAGGAGCUGGCGGAGCUCGCCCGGAACAACCGGGCGGCGGAGAAGAAGAUUGCCGCCGCCGGCGGGUCGUCCUCGGUUCUCGAUAACAUCGGGUUUUCGGACUUCAAUCCGACCAAUUUUGUUCUGGUUUUGCGGUACGCCUUGAAAUCUGUCCGCAAUUUCGUUAGGGUUUUGGUUAGGGAGAUGGAGGCGGCGAAUUGGGACAUCGGCGCCGCCGCUAACGCGGCGGAGCCCGGCGUGGCGUUUGUGAAGAAGGAUCAUAGGGCCUUCGCUUUUGAAUCGUUCGUUUGCAGAGAGAUAUUUGCAGGGUUCGAUAGACCCAGUUUUUCGAUCGAGGGUGACAAUCGAUUUCCAGCCGGCGAAACUCGCCGGCGGCGGGCCUUCUUCGAGGAUUUCCGGCGUCUGAGAUCGGUGGGGGCGGCGGAGUAUCUCGAUCGGAACCCUAAUUCGGCCUUCGGCGAGUACCUGAGGUGCAAGUACCUGAAAUUGGUCCACCCUAAAAUGGAAUUUUCGUUUUGGGGGAACUUGAGCCGGAGGAAGACGGUGGGCUCCGGGGGAUUUCCGGCGGGGGAGUUCUUCACGGCGUUCGCCGAGGUUUGCCGGCGGGCCUGCCUCCUUCACCUCCUGGCGUUCUCGUUCGAGGAGGAGGUCCGGGUAUUUCGGGUGGGAAGAGGUUCCAGGUUUUCCGACGUGUACAUGGACGGGGUGGCCGACGGCGGGGCCCGGGUGGCAUUCACGGUGGUGCCGGGGUUCGAGUUUUCCCGGACGGUGGUGCAGAGCCAGGCGCCCCGACGGCUGAGACAUUUUUUGAGAAACUUUUGGUCCUGCCCGUCGAACACGCUCCGGGCGGCAGCGGCGCGUGUGGUCAAAGUCAAACAGUGGAGUGGACUCAAAUUUGGUGGGGCCCCACACGCGAAAUCAAUUCGGGAUUUUUUAAUUCGAACUGGAUUCUGGAUUGGGGGCCCAGGGAUUUAA
This is a messenger RNA of Striga asiatica, 1512 nucleotides long. The record is from the annotation of a GenBank genome assembly. NCBI's taxonomy places the organism in Eukaryota, Viridiplantae, Streptophyta, Magnoliopsida, Lamiales, Orobanchaceae.